Pristis pectinata (smalltooth sawfish) is the source of this 2896-nucleotide messenger RNA. It is a transcript of the gene adora2aa, whose product is annotated as adenosine A2a receptor a. The transcript has 3 exons. The record is from RefSeq and is a predicted model, not a curated record. The coding region runs from base 483 to 881 and encodes 132 amino acids. NCBI's taxonomy places the organism in Eukaryota, Metazoa, Chordata, Chondrichthyes, Rhinopristiformes, Pristidae. Gene Ontology annotation, molecular function: G protein-coupled adenosine receptor activity. Gene Ontology annotation, cellular component: membrane. Gene Ontology annotation, biological process: adenylate cyclase-activating adrenergic receptor signaling pathway; G protein-coupled adenosine receptor signaling pathway.
CCUCCGCAAUCCCGCUCCCGGGAGUAACUUGUCCCGGGACUCCCGAUCCGCGGUCAGGGAAGCGGUGCCGGGAACGGAGCGGCUCCCGCGCCCGCCCGUGUUCGCAGCGCCGGAGAGAUCGGACGUGCGGAGCUGCCAGCCAGCGACCGGAGAGACGGGAGCCGUGGUGGGCGUGCAACCAGUGUGUGCCGGUGUCUCACUGACUGCAGUGGCUGAGUGUGAAUGGCACCUCUGCUGGUGGACAGCAGCCACCUGUUGUGUUCAGAGCAGUGGGUCAAGCCGCGGAGCUGAGCGAGGAAUGUGCCCGUGAGGUCCCCGGAGAGCAGGAAGCCACGUACCGUUGGUGAGGAGGGAGAAGCCCACAGCUGGCAGUCCGGACCUCUGGCCUCAGUCACGUUGAGCUGCCUCCCCACCCAGCCGUGACCUGCAGAUAUGGACUGUGUUUCACCACAGGGCUCCCACACCUUGCUGCUCACUGCAACAUGCAGGUGCCGGAGAAGCAGGUCUGGGAUAGUGUGACCUACAUCGUGUUUGAGCUGGUGAUCGCGGUCCUGGCAGUGCUGGGGAAUGUACUGGUUUGCUGGGCCGUCUACCUGAACAGCAACCUGCAGAACAUCACCAACUUCUUCGUGGUGUCCCUGGCCGUGGCGGACAUCGCGGUCGGAGUCCUGGCCAUCCCCUUCGCCGUCACCGUCAGCACCGGGUUCUGCUCCCUCUUCUAUGGCUGCCUGUUCCUCGCCUGCUUCGUGGUGGUGCUGACCCAGAGCUCCAUCUUCAGCCUGCUGGCCAUUGCUGUCGAUCGCUACAUCUGCAUCAAAAUCCCACUCAGAGUGUUCUGGGGGCAGCCCGCAAGUGUCGCCACACUUCCGGCACCAACAUAGCAUGCCCACAACUUCCUAACCCGUACGUCUUUGGAAUGUGGGAGGAAACCGGAGCACCUGGAGGAAACCCACGCAGACACGGGGAGAACGUACAAACUCCUUGCAGACAGUGGCUGGAAUUGAACCCGGGUCACUGGCGCUGUAACAGCGUUACGCUAACCGCUGUGCUACUGAAGCAAGUUUGCACCUCAGUCGCUCAUUCUCAGCGAGUAAUGUGAAUGGAGGUCAGUGGGUGAAGCCAACAAAGGCCAGGCCAAUCCUGUUGGUGUGAUCGGGACACGUCUCACGCAAGAGCGAAGGUGCUGGAGAACGCAAACAUCUCUUGGAGAAAUGAAGGCAGAAUGCUAUGGACAGAAACAAAUACAAAAUUGCUUGCCUUCAGCGUAACCUGAUUCUCAACAGAACAACGCUUUUUGUUGUUGUUUCAUGAACCUGCAGCUCAGAACUCUCUGCAAGGGAUCGAGAUAAGUGCUGGCACAGAUGUGGCUGCUCGUGCCGUGGGCAACGUGAGGUUACCAGCUGGGGGCAGGGACAGAUGCACAGCAUCUGGUUUCAGUGGAGAGACCACUACAUUCUAUAAAGUUCACCACACAACCCUCUGAGGAUGUAGCAAGUUACUCGAGGGGCAGGAAGAGGGUGUGUGACGUGGGGUGAGACCCAACAAAAGCUGUUACAACAAGCGCAGUUGUGGCUCCGAGCUCAGUUUGGGCCUCCUCAUGGAAGGGAGCAGGUACUCACUGAUCACGUGAGAAGGUUCUGUCCCGUGAGGGGUCUGUCUAGUGAGGGUUCUGUCCAGUGAGGGUUCUGUCCAGUGAGGGGUCUGUCCCGUGAGUGUUCUGUCCAAUGAAGGGUCUGUCCCGUGAGGGGUCUGUCCCGUGGGGGGUCUGUCUGGUGAGGGGUCUGUCCUGUGAGGGGUCUGUCCAGUGAGAUGUCUGUCCAGUGAGGGUUCUGUCCAGUGAGGGGUCUGUCCAGUGAGGGGACUGUCCAGUGAGGAUUCUGUCCAGUUAGGGGUCUGUCCCAUGAGGGUCUGUCCUGCGAGGGGAUUCCCCAGUGAGGGGUCUGUCCUGUGAGGGUUCUGUCCAGUGAGGGAACUGUCCUGUGGAGGGGGUUCUCCAGUGACCAGAGCUCACUGGCUCAGCUCAGCACAGUAGGAGAGCAGAAACGGUUCAGGGACAUGCUCAGAGCCCCAGGAAGACCCCCACAAUCCCAGGCCGAUGGCCCACCAUCGCUCAGCGUGGAGAAGGAGCUUUGGGGAUGAAGCUGAGAGACUUGAGUCUGUGCCUCAGGAGCCCCCAGCGGCCCAGGACCACAGAGCGAAGGAGCCUUUGCUUCAAGUUAACCGUUCACGAACCUUGCGAGGGGUUCAGAGAAAGAUUUUGUGGGGGUAGUCUGAUGAAGGAACAGGCAGGAUGGAUGGGAUGGAAUCUCGGAAGUGUGCAAUGGGGAGUGGUGGAGUCUUCCUGUGCCCGGCCAGGAACCGUCACUGACCUCUGUGACUCUGAAUCCAGUUGCUCCCAGAAGUGCUGCCACCACACUGUGCCUUUCCCACCUUGUUCUGCAGUGAUCUAUCCACCAGAUACCUCACUGCUUCCCCCAUAGUGACCAGUAAUGAAGUCAGCCUCUGCGAUCUCCCAGUGCGCAGGGCGACCCACUCACCUGGCCUCUGACUGUGACCCCUUCCCCACUCCCUACUGAGUGGGACGAGAUCCAACAGCUCCCCCCUUCCUACUUCCUGCCAGCCUUUCCCACUUGCCGGGGCUCCCGUUCUCCAUGCCCUGGUCCAUUUGCCACACGUGGGACAAAGCUUCAGUGAUCCCUCCCUGCAGCACGGCCUUCCUUCCGAACAAAACUCAUCCAUCAAACUCACUCUGCAGAGAGCAUGGUCGUCUGUUGUCAUUACAUUUACAUGUAACCACAUGCCAUUCAUUUAUCAAUCCCAACCCAUGUAGCGGUGAGAUGGUUGAGGGGCCGUCCCACAGACGCAGCCCCUCAGUGCCCAGUAGUGACAGGACCCG